AUCUAUUAACUCGUCGUGAGGGCAGGCGCACUCGGAAGUGGUAUCCGUAAGCAAAAACAGCGAAUAAAGGACGUAUUGAUAUAUAUGCGAAUCUCAAAUCGCAAGAGUCAUGGACGAAAGGAUGAUGUGCUAAAACUUUACUUAAGCUCGUGUCGUACAGAGAGAGGAUAUCUUCCAUUAUUAUUCGCAAUUUCGCAUGUAUAUAUCACCAGCACAAAUUAUUAGUCCAACAACAAUCAUUAAAGUCGAGUUUGGACGAAUUAAAGUAAGAAAAACAAGAAAUAAAUCGAGUUCUAAAUUGAUGUUUGUUUCGCAAAAUAAAAAAUAGUUGGGCAAAAGUAUUGGGGAUAAAAUUGGAUAAUUUGUGAGUGGGUGUGUCCUUCUUCUGGUGGACUUGGUGUUUAGUUAAAUGUGCAGUUUAAUUAAAGAAUAUGAGAACAAUUGUUAAUAACAGAAGGAAUUGUUGUGAAAAUGAUGCAUAGUCUUUCAAGAACAAGUAAUAAUAUUUAACUGUUGAGUUAAUAAACAGGUCGAGUGGUUUAUUAUAGUGGGCUAAAUUGGUUAGUUAGUUAGUUAACGUUGGUUGGUUAACGAGAAGAAGUGAGGCUUUCUCCUUUUAUAAUAGUCGUCCCGUUCUGGUUGGUGGUUUCUAGUUUUUUAGAAAAGUUUACUAGUUUUUUGGAAAAGUUGGAAAAUAUAAGGUUGGGAAAUUUACUUGACAUUUCGAUUCGAUAAGGACGACGUAUCUCCAUGAUAUCGACAAACCAGGGCACGACGACCCCUACUUUCCCCCUCCGAUUAAUGCAAGUUAACCUUCGGAGAAUUCGACUUGGAUUCUUUUACUAAUUUUAAUUUAAAUCUCUCAAAUGGCGAAUUUGCUACAUGACUUUUACUCUGAAUUAAUACGCGGAAUGUGUUCUUCUGCAAACUGUUCGGGACACGGGGAGUGUCUGAACGGCACGUGUCUCUGUGAGAUAAAAUUCGCCGGUGAAGAAUGUGACGGAAUCAAUGUAAAUUAUCAUGUCAGUCUUGCCUCGGUGUAUCUCAUAGUUGCCCUCGUCUCGUUAAUCCAACUCCUUAUCGCCAUGAUCAUGGCGUGUCGACAAGUGGAUAAAGGAAGCCGUUUUAGAGAAGCAAUCAGCCCCACGACACCGAAAGCUAUUUAUGCCAUCGUUUUUCUAGCAGCUUCUCUUCGUGCUGCAUACUUUGCAGUGUCGGCAACGUGGGCAGCAGAUUGGUUACUUAGCCUGCUGACGGCUUACUAUCCUCUGCUAUUGACAGGCUCGUCGCUCAUCGUCUGCUUUUGGGCAGAGAUAUUUCAUCUCAGAAAUGUCUGCUUUGAAUCUCAUCGAUUCCUAUCGAAGUCAUUCUUGGGGUUUGUUGCGUUCAAUGUCGUCACAUAUUCAAUCCUCUUGGCACAACUGCUUCUGGUGCUGGCAAAUACGAAUGAAACAGAGAAGAAUUACUACUUCAACGUGUUUAACGGAUGUUACGCAAUUCUUUUAUUUAUUGUCGUCGUCUUCUUCCUAAUUUAUGGAGUCGAGGUUUAUUUUAAGAUUCGGGGUGGAUUUCUUCUUCUAAGUCCUAUUCGAACUGUGGGACUCGCCACUAGCAAAACUGACACAGUGGCACUUGUCACUCAACAGCAGAUUGGUAAUUCGGAUCGCCCAGUGAACGUGUCACAAUUGAAUCAGUCACGAUUCGGGUUAAUUUCUCAAGCAUCCAUGCUGCUCGUGACGGUUGUGUUUAUAUUGUCGGACAUACUGGGAGAAUUUUGGAAGAACAAGGUUCCAUUAGAAAGCAGAAACUACCACGACAUUCUGUUCCGCGUGGUGGAGAUUGGAGUGGCAUUAUGGUUUCCGUGUGUCUUGUGGAAUGUCAAUCGACCCGAUCAGCUUUGGAUUUUGAACCCAAAGAAAAUUCUCCAAACGAAUGUUAACAAAUCGACAAUGUCAGACUUACCAGAUGACAAAUCAAGUUUAUCGGACAGUGUUGGCUGCUACUUUUGUUACGAUCCGGAUAGAACCGAUGCUGGGCCGAUUAUUCAACCUUGUGAAUGUAGAGGGGAUGUCGCCAGUGUACAUCAUGAGUGUUUGCGAAGAUGGCUUUUGCAAAGAGCCGCUGAAAAUGGAGAAGCCUGUUGUUCUGUGUGCAAGACUCCGUACAAGUUGGAAAGGGAAAAGUCACUCUCCUGGUCGGCAUGUUCCGAUGUUUCAGCAGCACAUUGGCUCAAAUUUUCACUCAUGGUUGCAACUAUUUCCGGCAUAUUCAUGUCAACCUGGGCACUUUGUCACAUUUUAACUGCUGCACCGUAUAAAAUACUCGUGGUUGGAUCAGCCAUUAUUGGAACUUACGUCAUUUUAAAAUUCCUUGGACAAAAUACCUUCUCAGCAUAUCAACAAGCCAAAGUUUCUUCAGUCAAGAUAAUAUCUCGAAGUCCAGAUGUAUUACUUAGUCCUCCUGCUACAAAAAUCUAAAAAAACACACACACAAACCAACUCUUAGACGUUUCUUUCAGUAAUACCCUGUCAUGUGAUACCUUGCAUAGUUAAUUGAGUGCCCAAAUACCUCGUACAUUUUGUUAUAUAAGUGUAAUUGGUAAAAAACUAGAAUCAACAUAGAACUAUUAGCAAACAGUAAUUGAAAGACUCAACUAUUUUACCCUUUCUCAUUAUAUCAAGACACAUUUUAUAUACAGUGUAGUUAACCAAUCUCCUCGUAUCAAUUUGCACAAAAUAAAUACUUCUUAUAGCAGACGAAGGAAGACGAAGUAUUUAAAACAACUGAUAACGAAUAAUAUAAAUGCAAAUUAUGACGGAACGAAAAAUAUCUAAUAGGUGUCUAUCCAACCAAACAAAGUUUUCCUUCAGAUCCCAUGUAACUUCCUUUAUAGAUAAAUAGUUAAAUAUUUAACUUUCGUACGCGAAGGUCAAGUAAAAUCAUGUCGUACGAUUACCAAAAAUAUCUCAAAAACAAAUAUCACUCGCUCAGCUAUGUAAAUAUUAUAUAUUUUCCUCCUCGGUAGUAAUCCGUAGGUAAAAAAACUAGUUUGAACAAACAAACUUUUCUUUAGUAUGACUCAAAUCUAUGCAAAACUUUUAAUAGCAGAUUUGAAUUUUUUUGACUUGGUAAAUAACUCUUUUUAAAUAUAUCUAGCGAGCCCAGGUUUGAGAUACGUAAAUGCUUUUUCGGCAUUUUAAAACACCAAUGUAUUAUUUGGACAAGUAUAAUUUUUGGAUGCGUGAUAAUGUGAUUAUUAUAUUCUUAUUUUUAAAUACUUUCGUUUUUUAUUUACGAUACGCGCACUACGUGACCAACAGUUAACUAAUUAAUAACUUGCAUUUGAGUUCAGUGUAUAUUCUGUGAUAAGGAAAACCUAUCCGGUUUUAUUUCUUGCUGGUUAAUUAAUUAUUACGAAUGAGAUUGCGUUUAUGAUAUUUUUAGUCAAAACGAGCCAUAAUAUUACCAUUGAUUUUUUAAUUACUGCAAUCAUCCUCAAUUUUUAUUAUUCAAUUUAAACUUAAUUUUGUGGGAUGAAAAAAAGAAUUGUAUAUAUUUAUGUAUUCCGCUGCUGCGAUAUCUCCCCUUGUAAUGAUAAUCCUUAUUGCAUUGGAUUAUACAUAAUUGUGCUCUAGUCGUGAUGUAUGAAACGUGUUUUAAUUAUAUAUUGUGGUCAAAAAUUUACGAUGGAAGAUUGUGGAAAUUAGCUGCUUCGAUUCCAUCGGUAGUGACCACCCACCGCAUUUACGGACGAUAGAAAAAGGAAAUCAGAAGAAUCUCGAAAAAUCCAAUGAAUAAUAUUUAACAUGAUCAAAGAUCGAAAUAUGUAAUAAGUGAAAUAUUAUAAUGACAGGAUAAGUUGGAGGAGAGAAGGAGACGAAAGUCAAUAAUUGAUUGACGAUGCUGACGAGCGAGAGAGUAUAAGUGAUAUAAUUUAACCACCGUAAUAAUUAAAUAUUACAUGCAUAAUACGUAAUUUACCUCAGUACGCGGUAUGAAUAUUCCUAUGCGUAUGAAUUCCUUUAGUUGUGUUAUUAUUGCUAAUUAAUUUUCAAAAAGUCUAGUCAAGUCAAUAUCAAAGAUAUAUAAACACACACGCGCAGUAAUAAGUAAUGAAAUACAUAAAUGAGAAUGAAAUCUGUGUAAGCAAUAAAGUAAAAAUAAAUUCAGUGUGUAAUUAUAA
This is a messenger RNA of Folsomia candida, 4183 nucleotides long. RefSeq lists its product as uncharacterized. The transcript has 12 exons. The record is from RefSeq and is a predicted model, not a curated record. The coding region runs from base 867 to 2477 and encodes 536 amino acids. Lineage: Eukaryota; Metazoa; Arthropoda; Collembola; Entomobryomorpha; Isotomidae. Gene Ontology annotation, molecular function: zinc ion binding.